AUGGCUCCCGCUGCAACGGAAACACCCGACAUGUCUAUCAAUCCGAGCGACGAUGUGCGCGUACUUGGCUACGACCCGCUGAUCCCACCCCAACUUCUCGCGUCCGAGAUCCCCAUCCCCGCACAUGCCGAAAAGACCGUCAUUCAAGGUCGCAAGGACGCUGCCAGCAUCAUUACCCAGAAGGAUGACCGUCUCCUCGUCAUGGUCGGGCCCUGCUCGCUCCACGACCCAGAGCUGGCACUCGAGUACUGCCAGCGCCUCAAGGCCCUCGCAGACAAGCUUCAAGACAACCUCUGCAUCAUCAUGCGCGCCUACCUCGAGAAACCACGCACAACCGUCGGCUGGAAGGGCCUGAUCAACGACCCAGACAUUGACGAGAGCUACAAGAUCAACAAGGGCCUGAGAGUGUCGCGCAAGUUGUUCGUGGACCUCACAUCCGCGGGCAUGCCUAUUGCCUCCGAGAUGCUCGACACUAUCUCUCCACAGUUCCUCGCCGACCUCAUCUCUCUGGGUGCUAUUGGUGCACGAACAACCGAGUCACAAUUGCACCGUGAGCUAGCCUCUGGUCUCUCUUUCCCUAUUGGAUUCAAGAACGGCACCGAUGGAGGCUUGACCGUGGCGGUCGAUGCGAUUGGUGCUGCUGCUGCUAAGCACCACUUCAUGGGCGUAACGAAGCAAGGUCUGGCUGCUAUCACCAGGACGGCAGGUAACGAGCACUGCUUCGUUAUUCUUCGUGGUGGAUCCAAGGGUACCAACUACGACAAGGACAGCAUCAAGGCUGCCAGGGAGGCUUUGAAGAAGAAGAACCUGCCUGAGGUCAUGAUGGUCGACUGCUCACACGGCAACUCCAACAAGAACCACCGCAACCAGCCCCUCGUAGCCAAGGACAUUGCCGAUCAGAUCCGCAACGGUGAGACCGGCAUUGUUGGUGUCAUGAUCGAAUCCAACAUCAACGAGGGCAACCAGAAGGUCCCACCUGAGGGACCUAGCGGUCUGAAGAAGGGUGUCUCCAUCACAGAUGCUUGCAUCGACUGGGACAGCACCGUCGACACUCUCGAGAACCUUGCGUCUGCUGUCGCCGAGAGGCGGGCAAACCAGAGCAAGUCCAACGGUGCACACUAA
Alternaria incomplexa is the source of this 1122-nucleotide messenger RNA. Its product is annotated as Phospho-2-dehydro-3-deoxyheptonate aldolase amt16. The transcript is spliced from 2 exons. Gene Ontology annotation, cellular component: cytoplasm. Gene Ontology annotation, molecular function: 3-deoxy-7-phosphoheptulonate synthase activity. Bases 1 to 1122 code for a protein of 373 amino acids. The record is from RefSeq and is a predicted model, not a curated record. NCBI's taxonomy places the organism in Eukaryota, Fungi, Ascomycota, Dothideomycetes, Pleosporales, Pleosporaceae. Gene Ontology annotation, biological process: aromatic amino acid biosynthetic process.